AUGCCUUCUCCCAAGCGGCGAAAACUUCAGCAUAAACCUGCAGCUGCAAAACCUACGGCUGCAACAGAAUCCUCCUCUUUUCUUUUAUCUCCCGAUGCUCCAAUUAUCAUCUCAAGUUACCUUCGUGUGGUGUUCCAUGCUCUCGCAUUGUUCAUUAUCACUGUAUUCCUUUGUUACACGGUCACCGCUUCCAAAGCGCAAAUCGAAGAACGCAUAACCCAAGAAAUCGCAGCUAUGCAGGUUGAAAUUUUGGAAUGUAAACGCAAAUACAUCGAGUACGAAUGCGCUUCAUCUCAUCGACUGGAUCUAUUUCGCGAGCAUUGUAUUCAGUGGGAUAAAUAUCCUUUUUUUGUUCCUGGCCCUUAA
Radiomyces spectabilis is the source of this 366-nucleotide messenger RNA. RefSeq lists its product as uncharacterized. Gene Ontology annotation, biological process: lipid homeostasis. The transcript has 3 exons. The record is from RefSeq and is a predicted model, not a curated record. Gene Ontology annotation, cellular component: nuclear membrane. The coding region runs from base 1 to 366 and encodes 121 amino acids. NCBI's taxonomy places the organism in Eukaryota, Fungi, Mucoromycota, Mucoromycetes, Mucorales, Radiomycetaceae.